Messenger RNA from Phytophthora infestans T30-4, 1782 nucleotides. RefSeq names its product selenocysteine-specific elongation factor, putative. Gene Ontology annotation, molecular function: GTPase activity; translation elongation factor activity; GTP binding. Gene Ontology annotation, biological process: selenocysteine incorporation. The coding region runs from base 1 to 1782 and encodes 593 amino acids. The transcript is spliced from 4 exons. The record is from RefSeq and is a predicted model, not a curated record. Lineage: Eukaryota; Oomycota; Peronosporomycetes; Peronosporales; Peronosporaceae.
AUGUCAGUGGUAAACGUGAACGUCGGAGUAUUGGGGCACGUGGACAGCGGCAAGACGAGCCUUGUGCGCGCUCUAAGCACGCAAUUGUCCACUGCCGCGCUAGAUAAACACCCGCAGAGUCAGCAGCGUGGCAUCACUUUGGAUCUGGGCUUCUCAAGUUUCCGUUUGCAGCCAUUAGAUCAAGUGAAGCCAUCUUUGCAGGUCACUUUAGUCGACUGUCCGGGUCAUGCGUCCCUUUUUCGGACAAUCUUGGGCGGUGUAGCCAUUAUCGACACUGUGCUGCUGGUCGUGGACUGCCGCAAGGGACUACAGGCUCAGACCAUCGAGAGUCUCCUACUGGCGUCGCUAAUAGCUGAACGAAGAGUGAUCGUAGCAUUAACCAAGACGGACUUGCUGCCCUCUGUGGCCUCAGAAAGAACGAAAGUCAUCGAUGCAGUCACCCAUGAGAUACGGACGUUCUUGGCUACACAUUUCAACUUCCAGAACAAAGCCCCCAUUCCCGUGGUUCCCGUGGCUGUAGGGUCUGGACAAGAACCUCAGGGCAUUCAGCAGCUGCUAGAAGUGCUGAGCGCCAACUUACAGGUGCCAGAACGAGAUACUUCCGGCGCUUUUCGCCUUGCAGUGGACCACUGCUUUGCUGUGCCUGGUAACGGGACAGUUCUAACUGGGACAGUAUUAGCUGGAACCUUACAGAAAGGAGACGAGAUAGAGCUAUUGCCAAUCGGAGUAAAGACAAAAGUAAAGACGCUGCAAGUGUUUAAACACGACGUGGACAGAUGCACACAAGGAGAUCGCGUGGGCGUGCGCGUAAAUGGCUUAGACCCUGCACUUGUGGAGAGGGCGAUGGCUGUGUCCCCUCCCGGGAGCUUAACCCCAGUGACCCAAGUGAUCAUUCCAGUGACCCCAGUGCCGUUCUUUCGCGGCGCAGUCUGCAAAAGUGGAGCCAAGUGUCAUGUUACAGUUGGACACACUACUGUCAUGGCUACAUUUACAUUUUUCUCUCGAUUAGGGCGCAACAAGAAGAGCAACGUGGAGUUUGACCCCUCCGCACUGUACGAGUACGUGUCGGAUCUCGAUUUCGGGGAAAAGAGGCCAGAAAAGGCUGGAAAUGAGUCCACAAAAGGAGAUUCUACUAUAUUUGCUCUACUUCAGCUCGAGCACGCCGUUUAUUGCCCUCCGAAGGCGCUUGUCGUCUGUUCACGACUUGAUCUCGACGCGAAGCGAUUCUCGUGUCGAUUGGCUUUCUACGGGUCUGUGGAGUUUGGUCGUGUCAAGAGUCGAGAUGGCUUGGUGGAUAAAGUGGCUGAAGGAGCAGGCGAAGUGAUCGGUCGAGAUUUGUUUUCAAAGGAUGUCAAGUGGAGCGUUUAUCAGAACUCGGAGGUUUUAUUCGAACAAGCACAAGUUCUGGGGACAAUCCUCGGACCUUUUGGCAAGGCCGGCAAGUUUCGCAUUGCCUUAGAGAAAAUUGUGUUUCGAUUUCUGAAGUUAAUGGCACUGAAACCGCCCAAUUUUGCCAAGCGGAGAGGUCAAAUCGAGCGACUGAAGGGCGAGACGACUGCGGAUGGCAGAAAUCCGUUCGCUAUUGUGUCGGGAUUGUUCGAUACUGAGCAGGAAGCAAAAGAUGCGGUGGGUUCUCGCAUCCGGUGUAGUAAAACUGACGGGGACGAGGCAGACGAAGGCGCGAUUGAGAAACCUUUCGGUAAAGCUGGCAAAGUCCGUGUAGAUUUUCAGGGAUGUGAAGGCACCAAGGGCCAAGUGGGAGAUAUCGUGGAACUAUACUGA